Messenger RNA from Exophiala dermatitidis NIH/UT8656, 2412 nucleotides. RefSeq lists its product as uncharacterized. The record is from RefSeq and is a predicted model, not a curated record. Gene Ontology annotation, biological process: vacuolar transport; microautophagy; polyphosphate metabolic process. Lineage: Eukaryota; Fungi; Ascomycota; Eurotiomycetes; Chaetothyriales; Herpotrichiellaceae. The coding region runs from base 1 to 2412 and encodes 803 amino acids. Gene Ontology annotation, cellular component: fungal-type vacuole membrane; vacuolar transporter chaperone complex. The transcript has 2 exons.
AUGAAGUUCGGCCAGCAGCUUCGUCAGUCGCUGAUCAAGGACUAUUAUUGGCAUUACAUUGCCUACGACGACUUGAAAGAUGCCCUCAAGAAACCCUUUGUGAAUGGCAAAAACGGCGAACGCGAGCCUUGGACCGACGACGAUGAAGCCGCUUUCAUCCGGCAGCUCGAGGCCGAGCUUGACAAGGUCUAUACCUUCCAGAAGCUUAAGAGCCAGGAGAUAAUAUCGAGAAUCAAAGCGGCAGAGGCCGAGGUCAAGCAGGUGAUUGAGCGACACGAAAACCAGAAUUCGCCGGAUGCCGAAAGCGAUGAGGAUCUCGAACAGGACUUCGAAUUGCUGGAGGCCGACCUGAGCGAUAUCAUCGCAGAUGUGCAUGACCUGGCGAAAUUCACCCAAUUGAACUAUACUGGCUUCCAGAAGAUCAUCAAGAAGCACGACAAGCAAACCGGAUUGAUCCUUCGACCGUCUUUUGCAACUCGACUCAGGGCAAAGCCUUUCUUCCAGGACAACUACGAUGCCUUUAUUGUCACUCUGUCCAAGCUCUAUGACCUCGUCCGCACAAGGGGACAUCCUGUCCAGGGUGAUUCCUCUGCAGGUGGAUCGCAGCAGAACUUUGUCCGCCAGACUACCAAGUACUGGGUCCAUCCCGACAACAUCACUGAAUUGAAGCUCAUCAUUCUGAAGCAUCUGCCUGUUCUGGUCUUCAACCCCAACAAGGAGUUUGAAGAAAAGGAUUCGGCAAUUUCAUCCAUCUACUAUGACAAUCCAGACACAUGGGAAUUGUACGAGGGUCGUCUGAAGAAGACAGAGGGCGCUGAAGCCAUCCGUCUGCGGUGGUAUGGUGGCAUGGAAAACGAGACAAUUUUCGUCGAGAGGAAGACUCAUCGCGAAGACUGGACGGGUGAAAAGUCGGUCAAGGCUCGGUUCACUCUGAAGGAGAAGAAUGUCAACGCGUUCUUGGCCGGACAGAUGACUGUGGAGGAAGCCUUUGCCAAGAUGAGAAAAGAGGGCAAGAAAAGCACCAAGGAAAUCGAGGACCUGGAACAGCUCGCCCGCGAGAUUCAAUAUCGAGUCAUUACCAGAAGGCUGAAACCAGUCUGCAGAUCUUUCUAUCAUCGUACGGCUUUCCAGCUCCCAGGCGAUGCCCGUGUCCGUAUCUCACUGGACACGGAGCUGACCAUGGUCCGCGAAGACAACCUGGACGGCCGACAGAGGGCUGGCAAUAAUUGGCGGCGCAUGGACAUUGGCAUUGACUGGCCGUUCUCACAACUACCUCCUGAAGAUGUUGAGCGGUUCCCGUACGCUGUUCUGGAAGUGAAAUUGCAGACUCAAGCCGGUCAAGAGCCACCCCAAUGGGUCCGUGAUUUGACCGCGAGUCAUCUCGUGGAAGCGGUGCCCAAAUUUUCAAAGUUCAUCCAUGGUGUAGCCACGUUGUUCCCUACGCGCAUCAAUCUACUGCCGUACUGGUUCCCUCAAAUGGGCGUUGACAUCCGCAAACCGAUUACUCACCGAUUCGGCAUCGAGCGGCCGGCGAAUACAGCAAGCUACUCCACUAGUGACGUUGACGAAGACGAGGACGACUCAGAUGACGAACAAGGCGACGGUCAAACUACUGGAAGGACGACUCCGUUUGUGGACCGCUCGACCGAUGGUGACGACGAACAGACGAGAAGGCUGAAGGCCGCCCGUCAUGCUCUGGCUGAGCAUAGCCGUGCUCAAGAGAGCGACAGCCGACAGAAUGGGGAUGCGCAUGGUGCUCCUGGAAACUCACUGGACGAGGAAGAACGGGUUUCCGCCCAACCUCUAGCUGACGAAGAAUACUUCUAUGACUCGGAGGCCGAUGAAGAAGAAAAUGAGCUAGAGGAGGCGCGUCAUUCGGGUUCGUGGAAGUAUUAUCCUUUGCUGUUGAAACAUAAGGUCCAGCAAGCAGGAGAUGCACUCGUCCAGGCGGUCAAGAAGGUCCCUACUUCGACUCCGCUUCCGCAGAAUAGCGGUGUUGGCGGCGUCAACCCUUUGAGCGGCCAAGUUCAGGUCAAGCGAUUCAAGGCUCCUCCUGGCAAACGGAUUCAUGUUCCUGUCCGGGUCGAACCAAAGGUGUACUUUGCCGCCGAACGGACAUUUCUGUCCUGGCUGGAGUUCAGCAUCAUUCUGGGCUCGAUUGCCGCAACAUUGCUUAACUUUGGCGACCGCAUCAGCCUGGCCUCGGCAUGGGGCUUCACCAUUGUGGCAUGUGCGGCGUUGUUUUAUAGUGCAGCCAUCUACUACUUGCGUGUGCAGAUGAUCCGGAAACGCAGAGCGAGUGUGUCGAGGUACUAUGACAAGUACGGGACAACGGCCUUGUGCAUGGGACUCCUCGCCGCCACAGCAGUCAGUUUUGCUUUUAGGAUCAGACAGGAUGGCUGGUUUCAGUGA